CUUUUUUCUUCUUUUUUAAACUAAUGUUGGUGUGUUGUUAUAUAAAGAUCAAGUAGAAAAAAAUCAUAAAUACCUUUUCUAAAUAACACGUGCAGGUUGUUCGUAUACGUCUGCACCGAAGCGUUUCUAAACCCCAGUUCACUCAUGCGACUCAAGAGACUGUCAUUUAAUUACAAUAACAACAAAUAACUCGAAAUAGACAUCAGUCUUCAAAACUUUCUUUAGACGCCUUUACCGAACAUUGUAAGCUACUGAUAAUAACAGAGAAAAUAAACAUAGAAUUAUCCGUAGUUUUUAAACAGCUAUAAAAGACGAAUGCAUACACAGACUAUUAUAUUUAUAUUUCAGUAUAACUGAGAAUCACCGGCUAACAGGAAAACUAGAAAAAAAUGUAUCAAUCAGUAUAUUCUCGUAUUAUUGCAAAGGGUUCAUCGUCACGACAAAGCGAAAUCACACAGGCAAACUGCACAUCUGAUGCGUAAAACUGAGCUCUCUGGCAAUAGGGUGAAAACGAAAGCAAUUGCAGAGAACUGUCAAUAAUCGUACAGCAUAAGAAAACGCGAUUUGUAAACACAAAUUAAUCACUAUUAAAAGUAUUUUAAUUUACACAAAAACACAACCUCACCUAACAAAUUUGCAUGCAAAAUGUAUAUUAUGUUAUUAUAUCUUACAUUGCUUUAUCUUACUCAAGGCAGAGAACAAAUUACAAACAGUGAGAUAACAAGAUCUUAACAUGUUAAAUUGUUUCCAUGCAGUUUACAGAGUAAAUGCUUUAGGUAAAAUAUGCGCUCCUAAUGCCGUCUUGUAUAUCCUAACCUGGAGGCGCCGGGGCUCCAGCGCAGGAUGUUCAGGAGGAGAGAGUCUCUACAGCGCAGCAAUGCUGUGAUUGGCCAAUCGCACUGACAGCUCUUCCGCUGAUUGGUCAGGAACCGACGCCCGACCCCCUUUCACUCCAGCUAGAGGACCAUUCAUAAACUAAACAAUUCCUGCACUCACAGCUGAGUCUGGACAACUGAACAGUGGCGCACAUUUUCAUCCGCAAACACAAGUGAGAAAGAUGAUGACAUGACGAUCGGAGAUUUAUCCCACAGCUGAUACGGGCUUGGAGAAGCGACAUUCUUAGUAUCUGUUCAAGUUCACGUGGAAAAGUAGAGUUGUAUUGCGUUGCAUCUCUGUCUGCUUCCUGCCUCAAACUUGACGUCUAUCCGCCGUGGGCGCAAAGUUCAUCCUCUGCUUUUUUCUUCUCUUUGCUGGGAGUUGUGCCUCUGGCUUCACCGGUAAGCAUUGGAUCCUUCGGCGUAUUGCGAAACUCCGGUCUACAGUCCGGACCUGUGCCCAAACAUGAUCGCAACGCAGGCGAAGCUGGUUUACCAGCUUAAUAAAUAUUACAACGAGAGAUGCCAAGCGCGCAAAGCGGCCAUCGCCAAGACCAUUCGAGAGGUGUGUAAGGUGGUGUCGGAUGUGCUAAAGGAGGUGGAGGUCCAGGAGCCCCGUUUCAUCAGCUCGUUGAGCGAGAUAGACGCGCGCUAUGAGGGCAUGGAGGUCAUCGCACCCAACGAGUUUGAGGUCGUGCUUUACCUGAACCAAAUGGGAGUCUUUAACUUCGUGGAUGACGGCUCGCUGCCGGGUUGCGCCGUGCUCAAACUCAGCGACGGCCGAAAGAGGAGCAUGUCCCUGUGGGUGGAGUUCAUCACCGCCUCCGGUUAUCUAUCUGCCAGAAAGAUCCGCUCCCGCUUCCAGACCCUGGUGGCUCAGGCCGUGGAUAAAUGCAGCUAUCGGGACGUGGUGAAAAUGGUGGCGGACACGAGCGAAGUGAAACUGCGCAUUCGGGAGAGGUACGUGGUGCAAAUCACUCCGGCCUUCAAGUGCACGGGCAUCUGGCCUAGAAGUGCUGCCCAGUGGCCCAUGCCCCACAUCCCGUGGCCCGGGCCCAACCGGGUGGCGGAGGUAAAGGCGGAGGGUUUUAACCUUCUCUCAAAAGAGUGCUACUCGUUAACGGGUAAACAGAGCUCGGCAGAGAGCGACGCCUGGGUCUUGCAGUUUGCCGAGGCCGAGAACAGGCUUCUGAUGUCGGGGUGCAGGAAGAAAUGUCUCUCUGUUCUAAAGACUCUCCGUGACCGACACCUAGAGCUACCCGGGCAGCCGCUUAAUAACUACCACAUGAAGACCCUGCUGCUGUAUGAGUGUGAGAAACAUCCGAGGGAGACUGACUGGGACGAGUCGUGCCUCGGCGACCGGCUGAAUGGUAUUCUUCUCCAGCUCAUCUCGUGUCUGCAGUGCCGCCGGUGCCCGCAUUACUUCUUACCCAAUCUAGAUCUGUUUCAGGGUAAACCACACUCGGCCCUGGAGACAGCGGCCAAACAAACCUGGAGACUGGCUAGAGAAAUCCUUACUAACGCUAAAAGUUUGGAUAAACUGUAAAAUGGUAUAAAUAAAAGGACAAUUUAUGUCGGUGAAAAAUAACGGGACUUUUGAGAUCACAACACUGAAAGUGGAGAGACUGUGAUCUUGGUGCUCUCCGAAAAAUAUCUUAGGAAAAAAAAUUCCGAAGCAUUUGCUUUUGUCAAGGCUCAAAAUGGACUUUGCGAGAGAGAAAGAGAGACGGUACAUUUCAAGAUAAGUGUAAUGAUUUUGUUGUUUGUUUGAACUGUUUUCACAAAGUGAAAAAUUUAUUUAAUUAUGCACAAGAUCUUUAAAAGCGAAUUACAAAAUGUAGCGUGCCAAGUUCAAUUUUUUUCAUGAUGUGAUCGAAAAUUGAAACGUAAUAAAAUCAUGACACGAUGAAAAUUUUAA
Molecule: messenger RNA, 2793 nt
Organism: Paramisgurnus dabryanus
Lineage: Eukaryota; Metazoa; Chordata; Actinopteri; Cypriniformes; Cobitidae
Gene: mab21l2
Product: mab-21-like 2
Source: RefSeq, a predicted model, not a curated record